Molecule: messenger RNA, 1171 nt
Organism: Carica papaya (papaya)
Lineage: Eukaryota; Viridiplantae; Streptophyta; Magnoliopsida; Brassicales; Caricaceae
Source: RefSeq, a predicted model, not a curated record
AUGGGGGUGGUUAUUGGAGAUUGUCAACAUGCUUUUGUGGAUGGUAGACAGAUUCUUGAUGCUAUAAUGGCCACUAACGAAAUGGCUGAUGACCUUAUGAUGAACAGAAAGAAUUGGAUGGGUUUUGGUUUGAAGUGGAGAACAUGGAUGAAGAAUUGUAUCUCUACCACUUCUUUUGCCAUUCUUGUGAAUGGAGACCCCUCAACAUUUUUCAAUGGAUCUACAGGUUUAAGACAAGGCGAUCCUUUAUCUCCUCUACUCUUCGUUAUAGUAAUGGAGGCUCUAAAUGGUCUUUUGGAUAGGGUAAGGGAACUUCAUUUGAUCAGAGGUGUUUUGGUUGGAAAAGAAGAGAACACCAUCGAAAAUCAAUGGCAGUGGGAUGCUGGACUGUUUGCUGCUGUUUUGGGGUGUAAGGAGGUUCCAAAAUUUCUUGCAAGAAGUGGUUCCCAUAAGGUGAAAGCCAUUUUCUUCUCAGAAACAGGAGAGCGUGCAACACCAUUUGUACGUCAAGCUGCAAAGGAUUACUGGAAUUAUAUCUCUUUUGCCUAUGUUCUAUGGAGGAAAGAGGAAUCUUCUUUUUGGUGGAAUUCUUUUGGAGUGGAAUCUGCCCCUGCUGUUGUCUUUUUAAAAGAUCCGGGUGUAAAACCUGUUGUCUAUCAUGGAUCAUUCAAUGAGCCCUGGUUUCAAAAUGUCUUGGAGCAGAACAAAGAACUAGGUAUUUUUAAUAACUUGACAGUGUUUGGUUAACUCUGUUACUUCUACUUCAUUUCAAUAGAGACUUUCAUAUUUUUCGUUGGGAGGUAGGAUACUCUUAUCUAGGCAUAUCUAUCUGGUAUCCAUAUUCCCUAUAUGUGUUUGUUUGAGGUUCCCACCAAUGUGAUUGAGCGCUUAGAGGGUAUGAUGAGGAAUUUUUUAUGGGCAGGGAAUGAUGAGGAUAGGAAAGAUCACUUAGUGAAAUGGGAGGUAUGUUAAAUCUAGGAACUUGUCAUCAUUAGUUAAGUGGCUAUGCCAUUUUUCUAGGAGCCUAAUUCUUCGUGGUAAGUAAUCAAAAGUGUUUAUGGGAGUCAGUGGAGUGGUUGGGAUGCUGUAGCCACAAGAUCCACCAAUCAAAAAAGUUCAGAGAAGGUCAUUUCAAGUUUGCUGAACAUUUAUAAGCCCCAUACUGGGUAUA